UUGAAAGAACAAAAAAGAGAAGCCCUCACACUCUCAAGAAAAUUCAGUGAGAAAAAUUCCAAAGAUCAAACCCACCCUAUAAACAUUCAUUCACUGCUCAAACAAAAAAAUAUCAGAAACACAUACAUACGGUGAGGAAAAAAAGCACAAAACGAAGAAAGGAAAACGUCUUAUCUUUCUUUGUUCUGAAGCGCUUCGGUGUGGGAGAUUAGAAUCACUAGGGGUUUUAUUUCGUCCAAGACUACAACUGAGAGGGUCUUUCAACGUUGGUGCAGAUUCUGAAUUCCGUGGAUAUGGAUUCAUCUAGGAAGAGGAAGAGUAGAGGGGAUGGAGUGUCUGUGGCUCAGAGAUUGGCCAAGUGGAAGGAGUACAAUGCUCAACUCAAUGAGAGUAAACCUGCUUGUAAAGUUCCGGCCAAAGGGUCGAAGAAGGGAUGUAUGAAAGGAAAGGGAGGGCCGGAGAAUUGGCAGUGCAAAUAUAGAGGUGUUAGGCAGAGGAUUUGGGGUAAAUGGGUUGCGGAAAUUCGAGAGCCAAAUAGGGGAAAGAGGCUCUGGCUCGGUACAUUUGAUAGUGCAGCUGAUGCUGCCUCUGCCUAUGACGAAGCUGCUAGAGCUAUGUAUGGUGUUUCUGCUCGCCUCAACUUUCCGGAUUCCGUGAAUCACAGGCUCUUGACAGAGUCUGCGAGGGAUUGUUGUUCUAUUUCCUCUUUAUCUGGCCCUUGUUCAAUUGGAACUCCUGCUGGUUCUGAUUCCAUAACUACCACAAACCACUCUGAAGAAUGUUUCCCCAAUGUGGAAGGUGAAUUGGGAAUGAAUAAGCUGAAUUCUGAGUUCGCUGAAGCUGAUGAUAUGCCUAGUAGUAUAGUGAAGACAGAAGUAAAGGAUGAGACUCUGAAUGCUAAAGAACAUAAUAGCCGUGGCAUGCAUGAUGUCAAGCAGGAACUGAAGAAUGAGGCUACUGGUGUGGUGAACAACUGUGGGGAUAAUGAGCAGGAUUACUUGCAGGAUUAUUCUGUAGAUGAAAUGUUUGAUGUGGAAGAAAUUAUGGCGCUAUUAGACAAUAAUCCUUUUGGUAACACAGAUUCAGUGAUGGGUUUUGGUUUUGAUGCUGAUCAAGUUGGAUUCCCUGGCAGAAAUCAAUGUGAAAAGGCAUCAAAUGUGUCGUAUGAGUUGCAGAAUCCAGAUGCCAAAUUACUAAGGAGCUUGAAUCAUAUGGAAAAGGCACCUUCUGGAGAUGAUUAUUUUGUGGACUUCUUGAAGUCAGAUUGGCUGGAUAAGAAUAAUGGGGUAGACGAAUACCUUGAUUUGGGAUUACCAGAUUUCAGAUUUUGAUGAAAUACAUUUCUUUAGAAUGCAGACUCGAAUUCUUUUUGCUGGCUGAACCAAUUCUUUACGAGGUUUUAGAUUAGGGAAUUCAGCUUGUUCUUUACCAUUAUACCACUUAUGGAACUAAGGUUUAGAUUUCAAACAAACUGUUAUCCCAACCUCUAUAAACAAAGUGUUGGUCAGUGUUAUUUGCCAAAAAGAUUGGUAAGAUAUUUGUAUUUGUUUACUGUUUCUGGUUUACAAUAUAAUUGACCAUUUAAAUUUUCCUUAUUCUGUCAUA
Molecule: messenger RNA, 1605 nt
Organism: Quercus lobata
Lineage: Eukaryota; Viridiplantae; Streptophyta; Magnoliopsida; Fagales; Fagaceae
Product: dehydration-responsive element-binding protein 2C-like
Exons: 2
Coding region: 294-1331 (345 amino acids)
Biological process (GO): response to stress; positive regulation of DNA-templated transcription
Cellular component (GO): nucleus
Molecular function (GO): DNA-binding transcription factor activity; transcription cis-regulatory region binding
Source: RefSeq, a predicted model, not a curated record